This is a messenger RNA of Penicillium waksmanii, 843 nucleotides long. RefSeq lists its product as uncharacterized. Lineage: Eukaryota; Fungi; Ascomycota; Eurotiomycetes; Eurotiales; Aspergillaceae. The coding region runs from base 1 to 843 and encodes 280 amino acids. The transcript has a single exon. The record is from RefSeq and is a predicted model, not a curated record.
AUGUGGUUGAAUUUCGACGAUGCAUCUCAAUUGGAUAUGAAAGGGGUUCCAAUUGUGGUUGGGGGUGGUGCGGAACCAGGUGUAUAUCCAUCCGGUGGUCCAUGCCCUCACCUAUUCGAUGUAUGGCGGCGCAAUACCCAAAACCUAGACUUUCUCGCUCCGGACCUCUACCUACACGACUACACAACUAUAUGCCAUUAUUACACCGAACAAAGAAACCCGCUUUUCAAUCCUGAACAGCGACGUGACGAAAAGGGGGCUCGGAGAAUGUGGCUGGCUCAUGCUACAUAUGGAGCUCUUGGUACAAGCCCUUUUGGAAUUGAUACUGGAGCCGAGAUUUCGGGUCGCGAAUUUCGACUUCUUGCUCAGGUUUCUCCGUAUCUCUUGGGCGCCGCUCCGGAGGAUCGUAUGGGUUUCUUCUUCGACGAAGAACCUUCUGAAAAGCUUCCCGAAAGGUGGGUACGAGUUUUCGGAGACAUUGAAGUCAUCAUUGAGAGGGCAUUUGUAUUCGGAAAACCUGGUCCAGGGGCCGGAAUGGUUUUUCAUCUUGGCGAUGCUAAGUUGCUUGCGGUAGGGCGAGGUUUCCAGGUCAGGUUCAGGCCUGUGCCUAAGGAAUCUACUUUUUGUGGAAUUCUCCACGCAGUGGAAAAGGAAGUUAAUUAUAAAGGGCAAUUGCAAACCUUGAGAAUACUCAAUGGCGAUGAGGCGACAAGUGGAGAGUUCUUGAUCAUGCCUAAUGAUGAGCCUGAUUAUGGAGGAUUCCCGAUUGCAGUUACAAUUCCAGCGAAAACAUGCAUUGCUGAAGUCGAAGCAUAUUAUGUGAUCGAAGACGAUGAUGAUUGA